AUGGCUGAUGAAAAAGUUUCUACCAUUAAUCCUUCUAAUGCCAGCAAAAAACCUCAACCUGCUGGGGGUAGCAGUAACAACAACACUGGAAACAUUUCCAGUCAUGCUUUCAGGAAUGUCAAUAUCAUGAAUGAUCUAACCUGUAACGUAGUAACCAACACUAACAUCAACUUCGCAACUGGCGCGGACAACUUUAUAGCCAAUGCAGGCAACUACAUUAUAACCAACACAAAUAACGAUUUUGUAAGCAGUGGAGGCAACUAUAAUAUAACUAACACAAGCAACAGCUUUGUAGCGGGUACAGGCAUUAGGGGCAACUACGGUGUAACCUACAACAACAACAACAACUAUGUAGCAGGUAGAAACAACAACAAUGCUUUAACCAACAAGCCAGUGAAAUCAAACAACGUUGCCAAGAGAGGUAACAAUGAAAUGAGAAAGAAUUGUCAAGCAUUAAUGCAAGAAGCCAUGCUGGAUAUGUCUGGCAUCAAAAGUGGAGUUUCUUUUGAUAGCGAAUCGACUGACCGUCGGAAAAUUCUAAUCGCUGAGAACCAUUGCAAUAAUUGUCUAGUCAUCAACAAUAAUGGCAGUAGCAACAACAUUCUGGUUAAGGGCAACUAUAGUAACAAUAAAAUAAUAAUUAAUUAUGUAAUGAACAACCACAACAGCAGCAACGAUGUCAACAACAGCAUUCUGAUUGGUCAGAACAACAGCAGUAGAGUUGUGCACAUGAGAAAUGAUUUUGUCAAAAACUACCACCACACUCGCGGGGAUAAUGUCAUUAUUGACGACGAUGACGGUGAUGACAUCAUCGUUUCCAACAACAACAGCAUCACCAGCAUGGUCAUCACCACCAACAACAACCACAACAAAAACAUCAUCAUAGCCAGCAACAACUGCAAUGAUAGCCUGUUCGUCAACAACAACAACAGCAUAAAUGACGUCACCAUCGUGAAAAACAACAGCAAUAACCAAACUGUCAUCACUAACAGUAGCAGCAACAACAACAUUCUCAUCACCAACAACUACUGCAACAAUAACAUCGUUAUCAACACGAAUAACAGCAACAACAAAAUUGCUUUCAUUGACAACAAUGCCAACAACUGUAUCCUUGUUAAUAGCGUGGAUGCAUAA
Messenger RNA from Helobdella robusta, 1134 nucleotides. RefSeq lists its product as hypothetical. Lineage: Eukaryota; Metazoa; Annelida; Clitellata; Rhynchobdellida; Glossiphoniidae. Bases 1 to 1134 code for a protein of 377 amino acids. The record is from RefSeq and is a predicted model, not a curated record. The transcript has a single exon.